AUGGACAGGACCGGCGAUUGCACGCUGUCACUCCCCGAGAGACACUCAACCACCAUUACCAUCUUCACCAUCUUCACCAUCUUCACCAUCUUCACCAUCUUCACCAUCUUCACCAUCUUCACCAUCUUCACCAUCUUCACCAUCUUCACCAUCUUCACCAUCUUCACCAUCUUCACCAUCUUCACCAUCUUCACCAUCUUCACCAUCUUCACCAUCUUCACCAUCUUCACCAUCUUCACCAUCUUCACCAUCUUCACCAUCUUCACCAUCUUCACCAUCUUCACCAUCUUCACCAUCUUCACCAUCACCACCACCACCACCACCACCACCACUAUCGCCGUCGUCCUCGUCAUCAUCGCCAUCGUACAGCCCUCGUCGCUUCGUUCCAUUCUAGCCUCUCGAGCAUGGUGCGAGCAGCUUCCCCAUCGUCGUCCUCUGCGCGGGGCGGCAUGCACCACGCCGACGUCGAGUCCGGAUACGCAUCCGGCCACUCCGACGACGCUCCGUUGCCGAAAAAAGAUGGAACCCAUGCACCCCAUGGACAUCCUUCGCUUCUGCACCAUCCUGUUUCCCGACCUGUACCAGUCGACGGCCUUUGGCCUCACGGGGCUCGCCACGCUCGACAUGCUCUGCAAGAUUCGUCGGGAAAACAGCUCGUUGAGGCCGGUGGGGCUAAUCUUCCUCGACACGCUCUACCACUUCCCAGAGACGCACGAGCUCGUCGCCCGCGUCCGGGAACGCUACCCCGACGUGCCCGUGCACGUCUUCAAGCCCGACGGCGUCGACACCGUCGAGGAGCUCGAGGAGACGUACGGCGCCGAGAUGUGGCGCACGGCCGGCGACAUGUACGACUGGAUCGUCAAGGUCGAGCCGCUGCAGCGGGCCUACGACGAGCUGCGGGUGGCGGCCGUCGUCGGCGGUCGACGGCGCUCCCAGGGGGCCGCCCGCGAGUCCAUGCCCAUCCUCGAGCUCGACGACGAGCGGGGCAUCAUCAAGAUCAACCCCAUGGCCACGUGGAGCUUUUCCCAGGUCCGCGACUACGUCCGGGAGAAUGCGGUGCCGUACAACGCGCUGCUUGACCGGGGAUACAAGUCGGUCGGCGACUGGCACUCGACGAGCCCCGUCGAGGAGGGCGAGGACGAGCGGGCCGGCCGGUGGAAGGGCCAGGCGAAGACGGAGUGCGGCAUCCACAACAGGCGGUCGAGGUACGAGCCGUUUGCCGACGGCGCCAAGGAAAAGAAGUCGGUCGGCCAGGUGGUUCCGCCCGUGUGA
Molecule: messenger RNA, 1272 nt
Organism: Drechmeria coniospora
Lineage: Eukaryota; Fungi; Ascomycota; Sordariomycetes; Hypocreales; Ophiocordycipitaceae
Product: phosphoadenosine phosphosulfate reductase
Exons: 3
Coding region: 1-1272 (423 amino acids)
Cellular component (GO): cytoplasm
Molecular function (GO): phosphoadenylyl-sulfate reductase (thioredoxin) activity
Source: RefSeq, a predicted model, not a curated record